UUGGUUUGAUAUGUGCUGAACGCUGAUUGGAGAUGAUUCGCUAAAGAAAAAUAUCAAAUUUACGUAUAAAAACCUAUUUGGCACUUUCUAUUCCGCUCACGAAUUUUUCUUCAUGAAUUACAUCUUUGACAAAUACAUUUAAUGAAGUUUUCAGGAAGAUAUAAUUAUCGCUUAAUUUAUACUUCGAGCUUUUUAAGCUAAUACGCACUGCAGAUAAUCAGCCUUAUGCUGUAAGUACAUUGACUUUCAUGUCAACAUUGGCAUGAUUUCAAUAAAAUUGACUUUCUAUUUCAAUCUUGAAAAAAAUCGGUAUGCUGUAUGUCUACUUGACUUGAAGUUAUUGAAAUUUAUAAAGAUUGAAAUUUAAGUCAAGCGUUUAUUUGGCAACAUCGCAUUUUCUCUGCAACUUCUAACUUCAUUAUACAUUUAACCUAACCUUAUUGACGUUAUUUUAAUUUAUUUAACCCUACAUUUCUUUACAUCGAUUGCGCGAAAAUUGGUGAUCGGUUUUUUGCUGCUCGCAUUAGAAUUAAACAGAACAUGUGUGUUUUGUAGAUGCCCCCCAAAAAGGCUACACAAGAGCAAUACCAGCUUCUAGUGGAGCAGGUUGGAGAAUCUAGUUGUUUGAAGUGGGGAAAGGGUACUCUUGAUCAAAAAAAGGAAGAGUGGAGCAGGAUUGGUGCAGUUCUUAAUUCUGUAGGAGGAGUGGAGAAAACUCCUGAAGGUUGGAAAAAGGCAUUCGUGGAGAUGAAAUCGCACAUAAAAUCAAAAAUUAGGAAUGGUAAGGAUUUAAAUGCCAUUGAAAAGAAAUGUGCCGAAAUUGCUGGAUUGAAUGUGUUAUGCAGCGGCAUGAGCUCUGUUGAAGAGUUGGGAGUGGAGCCGCAGGGAAAAUCAGAGGAACCCCUUCAAGAUGAAGUUGCUGAGGAGACUGUGGAGGAGAAUGUAAAGGAAAAUAAUGCUGUAAAUGUAAAUGACGAAGACGCCGAUAGAGAAACAGGCUCACAUGAUGUUCCCGUUACUUCAAAAUCAAAAUCCAAACCAAAAUCAACAUAUUCAAUUAAAAAAAAGACCUUAUCUGAACAAUAUGAAAUGUACAUUCAUUUUAAAAAAUGCAAACAUCAUAAUGAAGAAGCGUUUGAGACUCUAUGUUCGGAACUCAAUACAAUAAGAAAUGGCCCGAAACGGUCGACCUUAAAUUGGAAAAAGAUUUUCAGCGAAUGGGAAUCGAAGGUGAAGGCCAAAGCAAGGCGUAUUUACAUGGAGCGUGAGAUCACGGGAGGUGGGGUUCCAAUUAUUGAAAUUUUAAAUGAUUUGGAAAGAAGAUUGUUGGAAGUUUUAAGUAAAGUAUUAAUAUACGGCCACCCUAAAGUUAUAGAACUUGGGUUUUUAAAAUGCAAAAAAUUGAAAAGGGCUCCACCAACUAUUGUUGCGAGAAAGCUCUACAAGCGUAAAAGACAUUUAAAGGUACCAAUGGAUUUGCGUAACCUUAUUAAAGACAAUUCAAAAAAGCUAGUUAAUAGUUUAUUACUUAUAAAAAACAGUCUCCAAGCGCUGGAUGAUGCUAUUGUAAAUUUUAUAAAAAUACAAGAAUAAAACUUAACUUUUUUUUACAAA
Photinus pyralis (common eastern firefly) is the source of this 1614-nucleotide messenger RNA. RefSeq lists its product as uncharacterized. The record is from RefSeq and is a predicted model, not a curated record. Lineage: Eukaryota; Metazoa; Arthropoda; Insecta; Coleoptera; Lampyridae. Bases 556 to 1593 code for a protein of 345 amino acids. The transcript has 7 exons.